This is a messenger RNA of Penicillium concentricum, 969 nucleotides long. RefSeq names its product dihydrodipicolinate synthase family protein. The transcript has 3 exons. The coding region runs from base 1 to 969 and encodes 322 amino acids. Gene Ontology annotation, molecular function: 4-hydroxy-tetrahydrodipicolinate synthase activity. Lineage: Eukaryota; Fungi; Ascomycota; Eurotiomycetes; Eurotiales; Aspergillaceae. The record is from RefSeq and is a predicted model, not a curated record.
AUGGGAUCCACCAAGAUCAACAAGUCCUUCCCUCCCGGCAUUCAUGGCCCUUCUAUCACCUUCUUCCAGGAUGAUCAGCAACAGGAGAUUGACUGGCCCACUCAAGAACGACACUUGGAGUACAUGGUCACUUCUGGCAUGCACGGCGUUGUUCUCGCCGGCUCUAGCGGUGAAUCAGCCACUCUGAGCAUCGAAGAGAAGGGUCUCUUGGUCAAGAAGACUCGGGAGAUCGCCGACGCCCACGGCAAGACUGAUUUCACUGUCACUAUGGGCUGCUUGGCUGGCUCCACCCGUGACAUCCUUGUCCAGAUCGAGACCGCUUACAAGAACGGUGCUGAUUUCGCCCUCACUCUGGUGCCCUCCAUCUUCCACUGGGCCAUGACCCAGAAGGCCAUUACCGACUUCUUCGAGGAGGUCGCCGACCGUGCCCCCAUCCCCAUCGUCAUUUACAACUUCCCCAACCUUUUGUCCGGUCUGGAUGUCAACUGUGACAUGCUCGAGAAGCUUGGCGCUCACCCCAAUAUUGCCGCUGUCAAGUUGACCUGUGGAGGUGUCGGAAAGGCCCAGAGAGUCGCCACACAGUUUGAGCCCGCUCAGUUCACCAGUUUGUCUGGUAUGAGUGACUGGCUCGUUGCCGCUUUCGCCGCUGGCAGCACUGGUUGCAUUUCAGGUGUUGCCAACAUUUUCCCUCGGGUUAUGGUUGAGAUUUACGAUCUGUACAUGGCUGGAAAGAUGGCAGAGGCUUCUGCCCUCCAGAAGAAGCUGGUCCUUCCCGAAUGGGGAAUUGGCACAUCAGACGUCAGCGGAAUGAAGUGGAUUAUUGCCAAGGAGCGUGGUUACCCCCUCUCCAGUGCUCACUGCCGUCGUCCCUUCCCCAAGUUCUCCGACACAGAAAAGCAAGAACGUGUCGUGCGCCUGGUCGCACCCCUUCUCCCCGUUGAGGAGGAGCUGAAGGCUAAGAAGGUUUAA